ACUUUCCUCUUCUCCUUCCCCUCAGAUACGGUGACAUGGUUCCUCACACGCCCACGGGUAAGAUAGUGGGCGGCGUGUGUUCGCUGUCCGGCGUGCUUGUGAUCGCCCUGCCUGUGCCUGUCAUCGUGUCCAACUUCUCGAGGAUCUACCACCAGAACCAGCGAGCGGACAAGAGAAAAGCACAGAAGAAGGCACGUCUAGCCCGCAUCAGGAUCGCCAAGGCGUCUUCCGGCGCGGCGUUCGUCACCAAGAAGAAGGCGGCUGAGGCGCGGCUGGCGGCCCAGGAGAGCGGCCUCGAGAUGGACGAGUUCACCAAAGAGGAGGACAUCUUUGAGAUGCAGCACCACCACCUCCUGCGCUGCCUCGAGAAGACAACGGACCGAGAGUUCGUGGAGCUGGAGGUGCCGUACAAUGGACAGCCCAACAGGCCGGGCAGCGCAUCGCCUCCCCAGAGUCGGAGCCCCUCGCUUUCCAGCCACACCAACUUCACCAUUACCUGCUGUGGCCGAAGGUUUGGGGGAAAGUCAUACCAGGGCUGCUCAUACCUGCUCCCCUUAAGAGUGUCCUUCCCCUGGCGUAAAGGCGGCGGCGCCGGCUCAGAACGCGGAUAUGACGAGGAACUGAAUGAAAUCCACGUCCGGGACACGACGCUGCUGAACACGACAGUGUCGGACAGAAGCGGGUGGGGGCUGCUAAACCAACCGGGUCUUCCUACUCACCCCCCCUCCAUUCCCACCGUCGCCACCUCGGGCAGCCCGGGCGCUGCUGCUCCCAGCGUGGUGGCGGUCAGCAAACCCAACUCUACAACCACCGUCACCACGGCCAUCGUCAACCUCCCUACGCCGUCACCCAACGGGGAAGGUGACCUCCCUGCCGGUUCCGUUGGGUCGUCCUCCCCCGCCAAUCAGGGCGUGCUGAGGAUAUCGUCUCUCUAAACACUGAUGCAUCAUAAAACUGUGGACACUCUGUGACAUGAGCGAUAUCCUGAACUCAAACAGUUUAGUGCCACGGCGGGGCAAGGCAGAGGGACUGACCGCUCGCUGCGGACCGGCAAUGCCAUUUCCGGACCAACAACAGCCUCUUGCGGCUCACUCUUGUAGUGGUGACAAAAUAACUUGAGCGUCGCGGCGGUCAGGGCCAAACAACCUACUCAAGGAAUGUAUCUAAUGGAAAUAAGAAACAUUGUGUUUUUUACCAUUCAUCCUCGAAUCUUUCAGGAAAAGGUGGGUCGUAGUCCACCAAACAUGUCACCACCGUCAGCCUAACGCGGCCCAGGGCCUGAGGGGUGCGUGGGUCAUGCCUCCAGGGGUACCUGAGUACACCUGGCACAGGGCAGGGCGACCAGCACCUGCCCGCUCCUCCCCGCCAGACGCGCUGCUUCUCUGCUCGCUUGCCGUUCCUAACCAGGGCCAGACGGCGCCCUAGUCCGCCCCGCCCCCAGGACCCUCCUCCACCGCGUUUAUUGUUAGCAAUUUGGUCUCGCUCUUCACCUGGCCUUCCACCUGGCCGGGCCGCGGACGGACCGGGGCGCCGCCGGCCACCUAGAGAAGGAGGGAUGAACAAGCCGCCGUAGGGUAGCAGUGUACAUAAUUUAGGGAAUCUAUGUAAUCUUCGGGUUUAUUGUGUACUUUUGCACUAUAUUUUAUUACUUUAAUUACUAUUGUAAUUUAUGAUAGUGUAUCUAGCGUCCUUGUUAUAUACUCCCAAGUCUAAUACAAUUUUUUGUUCGGGAUGUGUGGAAUUUUCAAAGAAAUUUUUUCGAAAAAAUAUUCAGUGAUAUUCAGAGUGUACCUAAAAAGAAAACGGUAGGAAUGAAACAGAUGAAAUUUAAACUAAUUGUUAAGUAAUUAUAAAUAUAUAUAUAUAUAUAUAUAUAUAUAUAUAUAUAUAUAUAUAUAUAUAUAUAUAUAUAUAUAUAUAUAUAUAUAUAUAUAUAUAUAUAUAUAUAUAGAUGUUUGACGAGUAUAUGAUGAACGUGUGCAUGAGGAACGUCCAGGAAUAUGUCCAGAAGAGUGGGUGGGUGUGUCUGGGUGAGAGGGAGAGCAUGUGUGGGGCCUGCCGCGCUGCGUGACGGGUGGUGGUCCGUGCUGCCGCGGCCGUAGAGAGUGUGGGCAACGAGGCUCAGGAAUCUGCCACGUGCUUGACCAGGGAGUCGUGUCGGGCGUGAGGACGGAAUGACUGUGGGAGUGUGUAUUGAGGGCAUGAGUGGUGUGGAGGGUUGGUGCAAGGUGGUGUGUGUGUGGACCUGUGAUGAAACGCAAGGCGGCGGAUGAGAUGGUGUGAGUGGAGUGAGGCGAAGGCGCGACCAAGAGCUGUAAUGAGAAUAUGAAGUGGAGGGAAAAAUGAGAUAGGUGAGAAGGUAGAUGAAGGUAAAAUGAAGCGAGAUAACAGGACAAAGAUAAUUACGAGUCAGAUUUAGUGUGAAAGGUGUCCCGGUGAUGUGGCCGUGAUGUGGCGAGGCUGUCUGAAGAGUGAGAGAGGAAAAGAGAAUGAGAGGAAGAAAGAGAGAGAAACGACAGAUAAAUAGGGCAUAGUAGGACACGAGGCAGAGCAGGCGCAGUGAAAUCCAGACUAAGGGGAGAUCCUAAAAUAAUAAUAAGAUAACAAAAAUAGCAACCACAAAAUCACCAACAUAGAAGAUAAUAAUGAUAACGAAAACAAUAACACUCCCAAAAAAAAAAGGAAAAUUCAGGUAAAAUUUUCUUCAGGUAAUACAAACAUAACUUAUCAUG
Messenger RNA from Eriocheir sinensis (Chinese mitten crab), 2732 nucleotides. Its product is annotated as potassium voltage-gated channel protein Shal-like. Lineage: Eukaryota; Metazoa; Arthropoda; Malacostraca; Decapoda; Varunidae. The coding region runs from base 36 to 935 and encodes 299 amino acids. Gene Ontology annotation, molecular function: A-type (transient outward) potassium channel activity. The transcript is spliced from 5 exons. The record is from RefSeq and is a predicted model, not a curated record. Gene Ontology annotation, biological process: potassium ion transmembrane transport. Gene Ontology annotation, cellular component: voltage-gated potassium channel complex.